AGAUUGAGGGGGAGGCGGAUCGUUAGUGAUCUUCAUCGACGAGAAUGGAGGACCUGGGAGCUGGAGGGAGGGAGGCACGAGCUGAGAAGGGGCGCUAUUGUUAAUAAUCUUCUUUGUCUUCUUUGGCGGAGUGAAAACCGGGGAGGGAGGCGCUGGCUUGGGACCUUCAUCAUCGAAGGCGAGAGACGAGUUGCAGAGGGGAGUGCGACUCCAUCUGGUUUCUUCUUCAGUGACACCUUCUGGUUCUGGAGCAGAGGAGGACGCUGUUUUCGACUGGGUUCCUUUCAAUACUUCUUCGGCGACUGAGAACGUUAUCCGGCGUCAUUCUGAUUCAUGAGCACUCUAUUUUCCUUUUUGUCCUUUCCAUUUGGACCAUACAAUCCACCUUUCCCAUGCACUUGUGCACUUGUCACUGUGGACUUGGGCAAGCCAUGCACCGCUAAGAGCUGACGGAGAAAAGGGGAUUGACGCUGGAGUUGACGACGGUGAUCAAAUUCUAAUGGAUUAGAGUAUGUGCGAGGCAAGUUUCGCAUUUCAUCAAACUUUCGAUUACGCAUUGAGUUAGAACAUUAUUGAUAGUUGUCUUCAUCGCUCCAUUGAGCUGGUUUGGUUUCCUUGGCUGGUGAAGCUGAGGCCACGGCUUCCAUAGCAAUCGGCGGCGUCGAUUCUGAUGGGUUGCAGUCAGUCGGUGAGAUGUUACGUUAGGAUAUGUAGUGCGGUGCGGUAGAUUUGUUCUUUUGGUAACGUGGCAUUACCGCGGCCGUAAGAUUAAUCUAAUGGCUAAUUUUUAAGCUGUAUUUCUCUGUUUCUUUUUGCGGGAGCACAGAAUCCGAAUCCUUGAGGGCAUAUUAUCACUCGGCCUGAGUCUCCCAAGUCCUGAGUCUCCAGCUCCAACGUAACUUUCAAGGGGGAAUACAGUAUUGAAGCAAAGGUUUUUCCUUUCUUUCCCGUAUUCUCCUUGCGACCGCACGAAGAGAGAAGCGGAUUCGGCCUUCGACUUCGUCCACACCAGGCAGUACCAAACCACCAGAGCUGGGCAGGGUUGAUCUUAUUUGCAAUGGCUGCUUCCUCCUCUCUUUCCUCCUGCAUGAUGCAUAAAGAGGCACAUGCUCUGAACAUAUCAAAGCGCUCUAAAGAUUUAUUAUGUUAUCAUUGGAAUAACUCGUACAAGUCACCUAAUCAUUGGAAGUCAAUUUCACAAAGAAACCGCAUCCAUUGUCAAGCUCUGAAAAUUGAACACCCAUCGUCCUUGUCAGUGGGUCAGAAAUUUCAGCUUGAUGAUGUUAUUGAAGCGCAACAGUUUGACAGAGACACUCUGAAUGACAUAUUUCAAGUUGCACGAGAGAUGGAAAACAUUGAGAAGAACUCACCUGGUAGCCAACUUUUAAAGGGUCAUCUUAUGGCUACCCUGUUUUAUGAGCCCUCUACUAGAACCAGACUUUCAUUUGAGUCUGCCAUGAAAAGAUUAGGUGGUGAGGUUUUGACAACUGAAAAUGCGAGAGAGUUUUCAUCAGCAGCCAAAGGAGAGACACUAGAAGAUACAAUAAGAACAGUGGAGGGUUACUCUGAUAUAAUUGUGAUGAGGCACUUUGAAAGUGGUGCUGCCAGAAGAGCUGCUGCUACAGCUGGCAUUCCUAUAAUCAAUGCUGGGGAUGGUCCUGGGCAGCAUCCCACCCAGGCACUUUUGGAUGUUUACACCAUUGAAAGAGAGAUAGGAAAGCUUGAUGGAAUAAAAGUUGGGCUUGUGGGAGAUCUUGCUAAUGGAAGGACAGUUCGCUCACUUGCAUACUUGCUUGCCAAGUACAACGAUGUGAAAAUUUAUUUUGUCUCUCCCGAUGUAGUCAAAAUGAAGGACGAUAUAAAAAGCUAUUUGACAUCAAUGGGAGUGAAGUGGGAAGAAAGUGCUGAUUUGAUGGAAGUGGCUUCUGAGUGUGAUGUGGUCUAUCAAACUCGCAUUCAAAAGGAGAGAUUUGGCGAGAGGAUUGACCUAUAUGAAGAGGCCAGAGGCAAGUAUAUUAUAAAUAAGGAUGUUCUCGGAGUGAUGAAGCAGCAUGCGGUGGUGAUGCACCCUCUUCCCAGGCUUGAUGAGAUCACCGUGGAUGUUGAUUCUGAUCCCAGGGCUGCUUACUUUAGGCAGGCAAAAAAUGGUCUAUACAUUCGGAUGGCCCUUUUAAAACUAUUGCUUGUUGGGUGGUGAGGUUGCUUUCGUCUUCAGAAUGAAUCCUGAUGCUGAUGUCAUAAUUGAACUUUUGUUUUUGGCCCUGAAGCCUCCUUGUAUUUUCUUGAAUUUGAUCUUUCUCGUGUUCGCUGCACCAUGUGCAAUGUGUUUGUUUGCAAAACAUGCUAACUAAAAGGUGUCCAAGAGGGGAGUGAUGAUCUGGU
Neltuma alba is the source of this 2382-nucleotide messenger RNA. Its product is annotated as aspartate carbamoyltransferase 3, chloroplastic. Gene Ontology annotation, molecular function: amino acid binding; aspartate carbamoyltransferase activity. Gene Ontology annotation, biological process: 'de novo' pyrimidine nucleobase biosynthetic process; amino acid metabolic process. The coding region runs from base 1058 to 2197 and encodes 379 amino acids. The record is from RefSeq and is a predicted model, not a curated record. NCBI's taxonomy places the organism in Eukaryota, Viridiplantae, Streptophyta, Magnoliopsida, Fabales, Fabaceae. The transcript has 6 exons.